Messenger RNA from Porites lobata, 3539 nucleotides. NCBI's taxonomy places the organism in Eukaryota, Metazoa, Cnidaria, Anthozoa, Scleractinia, Poritidae. The record is from the annotation of a GenBank genome assembly.
AUGGGUCUGUUGCCGGUGGAGUUGGCUUUUCUGGUACUGUUGACAGGAUCACAGGAGAUGUCUGCAACGUGCAUGGAACGAGAAGAGCAUAUACAACGCUAUUUAAUUUCAUCGCAGCCGCCAUAUGAUAACUACUAUAAUAUUUCUAAGGCUGUUUAUCCGUCUGUGGAUUUGCCGUCUUUGCUGAUCAAGAUCACCGUUACCUUCCUACGUGGUAGCGACAAUCUCACUCAUUUAGCCGGAUCGUCCGAAUCUCCGAUCAAUGGUAGUACUUCCAGUAUCUCACAGACAGGGGAAAAUGUCCUCGAAACUAUAGAAACGAAGAUCACGACACACAAGUUCACGUGGAGUGCAUCCUGUUUGUAUGUUAGUGGAGGAAACAUAAGCUUGGCUUCCAUGAAUGCGUUUUCUUUGUGGGCUAUUUAUCCAAACAGACGAGAAAGACAGCUGCACUUAACAUUGCCACAGUUCUGCAGGGGAUUUUCUGCUGACACCAUGAUCUACUUCCUUUCUACGGUAGGACUUUUAGCCAUUUCAUUAUUAUUGUUAACUUAUCAUCAUCAUCAUCAUCAUCAUCAUCAUCAUCAUCAUCAUCAUCAUCAUCAUCAUCAUCAUCAUUCUCAUUCUCAUCCUCAUCAUCAUCCUCAUCCUCAUCAGCAUCAUCAUCAUCAAGGGUGGAAGGAACAUACUGAGGUGCAAUCAAGGAAGUAGUGAUUACCCCUUUUGUUGUAACUGAUUUUCUUCUGCAUUUCCCUGAAGUGUUCUGCUGGAGAUGGUGAUUUUUCUCAAAAACAGCUGAUACAGAUAUAGCUUACACUUCCAAGUUUUUCAGUUCAUAAUUAAAAAUUAGUGGACGUGGUUGAGCAAAAUAUCGUGAUUUGUCAGUGGUGAGCAGAUCAAUAGACCAUUUUACUGUUAUGAGCUAAGUACCCUAGCCUCUGAGUGAAUGUGAGGCUGAGGUUGACCUUGUUUUGAUACAAACCUCUUUUCUUUUGUUAUGAAAAUUGUGCUAAAAAUACUAGUUAGCAAAAGAACAACUUUGAUAAACACAAUAAAGGUGGAAGGGUUGUAUCAAAACAAGGUCAACUCCAGCCUCGUUUCCACCUGUACUGUAACUGUAAAAUGGACUGUUAUUUGCCGAAAACCAAAGGCUGAGUCAAAUAAUUGAUCUGCUAGACACUGACAAAUUGUGAUAUUUUUCAAUAACCGAGUUCAAUAAUAUUGUUUUAUCAUUCAGUGACCAAGUUUGUUGUUUGAUAAAUAUCUUUGGAAAGCUGCCAUUUUCACGAAAAAGGGAUCGCAAAAGGGAGAAAAGGGUGGUUUUUUUCAUGCAUGAGCAAAGUAUUAUUUGCAGCCAAACACAGUAGGAUGACACAAUUGCGCAUGAGCAGACCUUAUUUGUAGGUAGUUAUUCACAGGUCACGUGGUGGGCUUUCAGCCAAUGAAAAGGAAGAAAAUUUGCUUCGAAUGAUAAUGAAAAGUAUUAUGCAUUUUCAAAUCAUAAAUUUGUCUCAGUAAAUGCCUUUAAAAAAAAAGGUUACUAAAAUAUUAGUGGCACUGGUGUCCUUUGUCUGGGAACAUAGAAUAUUGAGCCUCUCCAUGUGUACCAAUGGAUGUUGUUUUCAUGGCACGGCCAAUCAGAAGCAGUUUUCCGAGAUCUGGGUUAUGACAUGUCAUCAGUAAGAAAUUUCUGUUGUUGUUCCUCAGAUGUCAUUUCACAAAUCUCUCUAAAUAAUAUCAUUAUGAAAUUCCUUAUUUUUUAUAUGGUGCAUUUACAAAGCUCAAUGGUAGUAGGGAAACUGUGGAGGUCAUUGUUUAUUUUUCUCCAUAACAUAUUAUUUUGUGAGCAGAAAUUAUCAUGGGCUUUUCCAGUCCCUGCAUUGGCACUCCUGGUGGUUUUGAGCAGUAACUGUGGCAGUAACAGUAGCCAUGCCGACAUCAAUAGCAUAGGUAGUGGCAUUCAACCUCAUUCUCAGUGUUCUCUUCUGCAGUCAAACCUCGCUUUAUAUAUGGGCACCCACUUAAUAUGGACACCGCGAUAUUACAAACAGUUUUCUAAUUGUCUCUGGGGAAAGAAAGCCCUUACAUCUUUUCUAAAUUCAACCCACAUUAUACGGACACCCCGUCAAUACGAACACUUUCUAUAGCCCCUCUCUGUCCAUAUUAAUGGUGUUUGACUGUACUGGUAGCCCAAAGUGCAAGGGAGAGAUGGUCUUUCUCACACACACACACACACACACACACUCCAGGGGAUGAUUGGGAGAGAACCAGAGAAUACUGGGAAUGAAGUUAUGUAGCAGCAACAGCAGACGUGCUGCAGUAUCAGCAGUAGUAGUGGCAGCAAUACAGUUACAGUAGAUGAGUAGAAGCAGGGGCAGCAGUAGCCGUGCUUUUCGUAUCAUUAGUAGCAGCAGCAAAUUAUGGCAACGAUUAGUAGCAGCAGCAUUAGCAAUAGUACUACAUACCCAGUAGCAACAGCAAUAGCAGCACAGUGGGAAGAAGAACAGCCACUGCAGCGGAAGCAGCAGUAGUAAUAGUAGUUGUCAUCGUCUUGGAUUUGUCGUUUUUUAUGCUAUUUUAGGCAACUUUUUGAGAGUGUUUUGUUUUAGUAGUUCUGUUCUUGCUUUGAUUUGUAGUUGCAGGACAUAGCAAUAUCACCAAAUAUUCCUGAUCCAAGUCUGAACACAGUAGAGUGUGUUACCAUGGGUCAUGGAAAAGCUCCAGCUUUUUCUGAUUGGAAGAACCUGCUUCAUAAAGUGUGUUGGUACAUUCUGUCGAUUAGUUUGAUAUUCAGUCAAGUUGCUUCACAGUGGCUUAUAGUGCAGCUAAAAGAGUGGAACAAGAAAAAAAAUUACAGCAAAGUUGCAGCAGUAAUGUUGUUAUCUUUAGUUGUUUUUAUUUCGGGUUUCUACUUAAUUAAUUAUGCCUGGAAAUGUUCCGGCACCACUCAGAAAUAUGCACGGGUAUUCUUUAUAUGUGUGAUGGUUGUAUUGGCUCGGAGGGUAGUUUGGUGUUUGGGGCGUAUCUGUUAUAGCGAUGAGGCUAAUAUUAAUUUUAAAACGUUAUGCUGGUUUAGCUUGACCAAGGGCCAUGAGAAUGACCCAAGCACAAAUGUUAUUUCUUUCUUCAUUCUUUACCCAGCAAUAUUCAUGGCUUGCCAUCAUUUACUGUGGAUAUUGCUAGGCGUUAUAACAGAACCAUUUUGGGGUAUUUCAGUUUUAGUGGCUGUCAUUUCUGUUUCUGCUGUUCUCAUUUUCUUUUCAUGUGAUUUCUACGAAUUUUAUCUUUCUCACGAAUGUACUUGCAGGCCUUGGUGUGAUAAAUGUUCUGGUCGUAGAGGAUGUCGAUGUGUGUAUUGGUUUCCGUUUUCGAUGUCUUUAAUUCUUGUUCUAGGAAGUUGCGCUGCAUUUGUACUGUUAAUAAUUGUUCUGUUAGUAGUUGCACAGUCAUUCCUUAGUGAGAGCCUUGUUUCCACGUUAGUUCAAAAUGGUUUGGUGUUUUUCUCAAUUUUGUGGCUUGGAUAUCUGAAGCUACAUUAA